AUGGAGCUAUUCCCCUGGGAAGGGGAGAGAGAAUGCCAAGGAGCAAGUGGAAUCCCACCCCCACCCUGUUCUCAGUUACUCGGCAGAAACCUCAAGUCCCGUUCAGUCCAUGUGAUUGUGUAUUCUGCUCUCCAGCCGCAGAAAACCCACAGUGCGGCAGAAUGGUCCGUUGAAAGCCAGGGUCAUUCCCCUCCGUGGGCUUUCCCCGCGCUCAUUCACUUGCCUGCAUACCCAGAACCCUCCGUCAUCACAACUGGUUUCACGCGACGGUCCUCUGGGGGCCUGGCGAGCAUACCGACCCUGGGAUCUCACCAUCGAAACAUUCUCACGGGGAAUAACCUGGAGUGGUCUGGGCAUCCAGACUGUGGAAUCGGGUAUGCAAGUCUGAGAAGAGCCGGCUUAGAACUCACCCAGACAUGGUGA
This is a messenger RNA of Rangifer tarandus platyrhynchus (Svalbard reindeer), 423 nucleotides long. Lineage: Eukaryota; Metazoa; Chordata; Mammalia; Artiodactyla; Cervidae. The record is from the annotation of a GenBank genome assembly.